AUGUUUGCCCCAGACGAAAAGGAGGUGGGAUCUGGAGAGGCAGAAGGCAUCUGGAGGGAAGAAGCCGUGUUGCGACGGCCAUUGCCCAAGGCGUUGACGGUCCCCCCACUAUGGAGACGUCGGAGAAGAGCAUACGGACAGACCAAAGAUAAGCAAGUUCGCUUCUGCUCGCUCAGACCCAUUGGACGAAACCUCAUCCGCAACCCCUGUGGACAAGAAGGCCUCCGGAAGUGGAGGGCACUGCAUGGUGGGGAUGGCUGGGUUGUGGAGAACAACUUGGUACCAGUGCCUGGGGCGCCUUCUCAGACCUGCUUUGUCACCUCAUAUGGUUGGUGUUCAAAGAAGCAGAUCCUGAACCUGGAGGCUGAGGGCCUGUGGCCAGAACUGCUGGACAGUGGCAAGAUUGACAUCUGUGUCUCAGACUGGUGGGGAGUCCGACAUGAUUGUGGUGGUUGGUACCAACUCCUUGUCCAACUUCUAGAUGCCAACAAGACUGUCCUAGAUGAAUUCUCUGCCACGCGUUCCUCCAUUGCACACCCGAAAAGCAUGUAUUUUCAGGUCACCCACGUCUUCUCCAACAUCAAGGUGGGCGUCCGUUUUGUGUCUUUUGAACACGCAGGCAAGGACACGUUGUUCUGGGCCGGCCACUAUGGAACCCGCAUGACCAACUCCAGCGUGACCGUGCGAGUCAGCCAGCCCUAGUCAAGGCUGCUCUUCCUGCAAGCCCGCCUGGCUGUGCCUUCCAGGAGCCAGAGCCAUUGGUCGGGUCCCCUCACUAACCAAGUGCCUGUGUUUCACGCGAUCACUGGGAACUCCAGUUUUUGGGCUGUGCAACUACUGAAAAAGGGGCUUCCAUCUGAUCUACCCGCUGCUGCUGCAUUAUCUCAGGGAGAUGCUCUACUUGGCCUAGACCCCCAGUGUGGGUGGGGCAUGCUGGUCCUGGAGAUGGAAUCUUACCCUCCCAGCUCCCUCCCAGCAUCCUCCAGUAUCAGCCCAAGCACAUGUGCCCUGACCCUGAAGUUGGCCCCAUCUGUUUCUGCUUCACACACUCUCCUGGUCCCUUCAGGGAAGGCUCCACUCGCCUCUAACCUUAGCUUGGUCGCUUACAGCUACCAAGUUCUAGCCACUCCAUGUCAUGAACUCCACCUCUUGGGGCUUCCUAGCCUUCCUAGCUAAGACUUGUCUUGAAGCUGAAUAUAACUAGGUUACAAAAGAAACAAAGAGGCAGAGAUGAAUCUGCC
Messenger RNA from Octodon degus (degu), 1241 nucleotides. RefSeq names its product F-box only protein 27-like. The transcript has 6 exons. Gene Ontology annotation, molecular function: ubiquitin protein ligase activity. Gene Ontology annotation, cellular component: SCF ubiquitin ligase complex; cytoplasm. Gene Ontology annotation, biological process: glycoprotein catabolic process; SCF-dependent proteasomal ubiquitin-dependent protein catabolic process. Lineage: Eukaryota; Metazoa; Chordata; Mammalia; Rodentia; Octodontidae. The coding region runs from base 1 to 702 and encodes 233 amino acids. The record is from RefSeq and is a predicted model, not a curated record.